GCCCCCGCCGUCCUCUUCAACUGAAGGAGGCGCCCUCCAAUCGUCGCCUGCGGCCUGUGAGGACACUCGGAAGGGCGAGGGGAGGGCUCGGCAUCUCGCUCCCAAUUUCCCGGUCUCUCCCCGAGCCUGUGUCUCUUGGCGGUCCCCAACGAGCGGCCCGGGGUCGCAGAGCCGACGAGAGCUUGGCUGUAUGACAAAUUUCCUUCAGUAAGAGGUGACUCUCAGAGCUCUUCAGAAACGAGUGUGGUGUGUGAUUCAAGGCACAAUGGCUGCAAAAGUGGUUCCCAUGCGUCUCAAGUCAAAGCGGUCCUUUAUACUGAGAGUUCCUCCAGACUCCAGGCUGGGCCAAGACCUACAUCGAGAUGCUACAAGUGGGCCCAAGACCAUCCAUCAACUGGUUCUGGAGCACUUCCUCACCUUCUUACCCAAGUCAAGCCUGAACCAGCCCAAUAAGAAAGUCAGGGAGACCCUGGUUAUUAUGAAGGAUGUGAGCGCAAACCUUCGGAACAGAGGGCAGCCUCGUCCCUUACUGAGGCUUCUGUCCAAAGAAGGAAUCCAGCAGAAACAGCAAAUAGUUUCUCUGUUUUUGAAAGCUGAGCCAGAGGAGCUGGUGGUCUUGGAGGAUUUGAAUGUAUUUUACUCUCAAGAAGAAUGUAUAAGCCUGGAACCUGCUCAACAGCCCACCUCAGAGAAAGAAGAAGGCAGUGUUGGGGAGAUGAAGUUACUGGUCAAUGACAUAAAUCCUGAGGGCGAAGAUUUUCAGAAAGAACUUGUAGAGAAUGAUGAUCAUAGUGAAAAAUCUUUAGAUUGUAAUGAAAUGGAUUGUUCCAUGAUCUCUGAGCAACCUCCAGAUUGCCAUAAAGAAGACAUAUCCAUUCCAAAGAAAAGGAAAAUGAGAAAUCUUCUAGUUACCAUUGAAAAUGAUGCUCCAUUAGAGGAACUCUCAAAAUAUGUGGAUAUCAAUGUUAUUGCACUUACCUGCAAUCAGAGAACAAGAAGAUGGUACACCUGUCCACUGUGUGGGAAACAGUUCAAUGAAAGUUCUUACCUUAUUUCCCACCAGAGGACUCACACUGGAGAAAAACCCUAUGACUGUAGUCACUGUGGGAAAAGCUUCAAUCAUAAAACAAACCUUAAUAAACAUGAACGAAUCCAUACAGGAGAGAAACCUUAUUCAUGUUCUCGGUGUGGGAAAAAUUUUCGUCAGAAUUCUCAUCGGAGUCGCCAUGAAGGAAUCCAUAUAAGGGAGAAGAUAUUUAAGUGUCCAGAGUGUGGGAAAACCUUCCCAAAGAAUAAAGAAUAUGUGCUUCAUCUGCAGAGUCAUGGGGCUAAGAGACCAUAUGGUUGCAGAAAAUGUGGGAGAAGAUUUGGUCGGAUGUCAAACUGUACCCGGCAUGAAAAGAUCCACUCGUCACGUAAGACCCGAAAGCAGAAGUGGGAUCAGGAAAGGUCUGAUGGUCCUGCUUCAACCUGAAGGGUGUUAUAAGGAAUUCUAAAUUCACAGGCUGUCAGAAAAGAUAGAGAUAUGUGAAAACCUCAUUAAGCCAAAAUGGGAUCAAUACCAUCUUGGCUAAAACCUCAAAUUUUUAGAAUAUUCACAGGAAAGAAAACACCCUCAAGGGCUAUACCUCAGUUAGCAUCCAGGCAUUCUGGACUAAGGAACUUUAUUUUGUGAAUUUAUACAACAAUGUACAGGUCAUAGAUCCCUUUCCCAAAAAAGGCUUCGGAAUUCACACUUAAGAGAAAUGCAAAGAUCCUUAUCUGGAACUGAGUUUCCCUGAGAGAAUCAAACUACUGAUUGAUUAAGCCAACAGCGUCUGUUGGCAAUUCAUAUAACCCUCUAAGAACACCCUGUUGAAGCUUGAGUGUUGAAAGGGAUUGUUUCCUUUGGAAUAUAGGAAAAUACAGCAAUUGAAUGUUGAAGACUUGCUCUCUUAUUUGUGAUCGAAGCAGACACUUUCAAUAACCUUUACAUUUUGUGAUAAAAAGUGACUUUUACAGAAAUUCUUUUCACAACAUGAUUUAAAAGUGA
Manis pentadactyla (Chinese pangolin) is the source of this 2032-nucleotide messenger RNA. It is a transcript of the gene ZNF200, whose product is annotated as zinc finger protein 200. The record is from RefSeq and is a predicted model, not a curated record. Bases 266 to 1474 code for a protein of 402 amino acids. The transcript has 5 exons. Lineage: Eukaryota; Metazoa; Chordata; Mammalia; Pholidota; Manidae.